Molecule: messenger RNA, 1212 nt
Organism: Periconia digitata
Lineage: Eukaryota; Fungi; Ascomycota; Dothideomycetes; Pleosporales; Periconiaceae
Source: the annotation of a GenBank genome assembly
UCCUGAGCCCAAGUAUGCACACGAGCUAACUUAGGGAGUGAGUAAGAAUGAAGACAGCUCGACAUGCAACCACCAGAUUCCACCAUCCAACCAUGCAUCCGUUCAGUCUGAUCAACUCGAUGCCUCUUCCAGGUACCCGCGUCCGUGCUUUUUUUUCCUUCCUGCGGGGGGACGGUCCUUUGCUACGAGCGAGUCUAAAAAGAAACACCUUGCUCGACGGAGCCAUUGCUUGUCAAACCAUAGGUCAAGGGGGCCCACCGCCAGCUCAGCCGUCCGUCCGCAUCCGCCAGCCAGUCAGCUACCAUCACUUCGCUCAAUCACCUCCUCCUGCUAUUGCACAACAGGAACGGUUCGUUGUUUGCAUGAUGAUAAUAGCCAUAGCUGGCUGAUAGAAUGCAUGGGAAAUGAACAUGGGGGAUCCUCCAACCCAUGAAAAUCAUCCAACACACUAAACCCAAACCCACCAUCCCCCGGGCCCAUCGUCUUGGCUCCUCGAUCGAUCCAUCGUCAUAUCCAACUGGUAGGUAUUGCUCGUUAUAAGCACUAACUUUGGCCUCGUAUCAUUCCAUCUUCUCCUUUUCCAAUCCGUAUCUCGUUCAGCAUGGCAUCUCCUGAAAAUCCCCAUUGAACCGCCAAGAGGCCACCAGCCGUUCCUCGUAUCCAUUCUCCUUCCCAUAUCAGCUCUCAUUCAUCCCACGCACCCCCAAAAAAAAACGCCAUCCACAGUCUUUAACCCUACUCUCCGCUUAUCAAAAGGCUAGAACUAGCAUGUCUGGUAGUCAGUCAUCUCCGCGUCCCGUGCACGCUGCCACCUGGCCCCAUCUCCAACUCCUCCCAUCUAGCUCGUCGUCCGCCAUUAUGCUUUCAGCACACAUCCAUGCUCGCCAUGCGGUAAAUGAUCAAUAUUAGCAAGCCUAACAGCUCAUUAUUACCACUCAAGCAACCAGCGGUCUGGAUCACGACACGCUGUCUCCCUUGAGUCAAGCGUGCGCAGCCCAAGUACCUACAUGACGUCUACAAUCAAUGAAUCGGAGAACAAGUCAACACAACUAAAGCUCAACGCCUUCCGCGGAAUCACCAUGAUUUGCAAUCCCCCACUCUCAUUAACUCAGCUACUCAGUAGCCAACGUGCAAUGGCCUUGUUUAAUCUAGACGUUUCACACUCGAAACAAAACAAAACAAUGGGGGUGGGCAGGGCAACAAGAAUCCCCC